AUGCACUGGUUCAAGUCGCUAGUCGUGUUGCACAUGCUUGUCUGGAUGACUUUGCUCUCUGUGGGAGGUCGGGCUCAAUACAACAUCUGGAUUGGCAAGAGCGACAUCACCGACCCUGCCGCGGAGGUCAUCAUGAAGAGGUUCUUGGAUCUCAAGGAGAGUACUGCAGGAAUCAUUAACCGGUUGUCCGCCAGAGUCUUCCUCAUCGAAGACCCCGACACCAGCAACCGCGUCAUCGGCGUCUACACCGAUCAGAACGUCGUUCUACACGCCACGCACGCGCUCGUAGGACCGGGCGGCAAAGCCGGCUACUUCCUCUACGACGUGUCCAUCCUCGGCUACAUCAGCAAGAACGUCGACAUGAUCGUGAGCGGCAUCUUGAACGCCAUCGACAAGCCACACAACUCUGUGGUGAGCGGCACCAUCCGCUGGAACAAGGGCGAAGUGGCGCAAGGCGGCACAAACCGAUCUCUUAAUGCUUACUUGGCCAAUCCAGAGUCCGAGCGAGCCAAGUACUCGAGCAGCAUCAACACAACGAUGCGCGUGCUCCAGUUCUUCAGCAGCGAGGGUAAACUCCGAGGUGUCUUGGCCUUCUACCCUGUCCACCCCAUCAGUCUCACCGCAGCCAACCUCUUGAUCAGUGGUGGCAACAAGGGGUUUGCUGAGUUCCUGCUCGAGGACGAGUUGGAUAACGUCGUCGUGGGUAUCGGCAUUACGAAUGCUGGCGACGUGAGCCCCAACUUGACCGACAACGGAGACCGAAUCUUCAAGGGCGAGGGCAAUCCCGGGAUCGAGUCUGCGGAGAUCAUGGGUAAGCGUCAAUAUGAUACGCUGUCAGCGCUCAUUAAGAUCGACUCGGAGCUCAUCGAGGGUCCCAUUGUCGCCAGACUCUCCUACGUCGACUUCUCGAAUGUAACCCUCGACGGCGUCCAAGCCACCACCGAUGAUCCCUACGCCGACAAAACUUGCCCCGCUGUCGUAGGACAGCAUUUCGCCGCUGGCACCGAGGACGGAUGCGGACUCAGUAUGUUCAGGGAGGGCGGCACGAAGACCAACAAACUUUUCAAGGCCAUUGGUGGCAUCAUCAAGAAGAUACCGAAGUGA
Phytophthora sojae is the source of this 1104-nucleotide messenger RNA. RefSeq lists its product as hypothetical. Gene Ontology annotation, molecular function: N-acylsphingosine amidohydrolase activity. Bases 1 to 1104 code for a protein of 367 amino acids. The record is from RefSeq and is a predicted model, not a curated record. The transcript is spliced from 2 exons. Gene Ontology annotation, biological process: ceramide catabolic process; long-chain fatty acid biosynthetic process; sphingosine biosynthetic process. Gene Ontology annotation, cellular component: extracellular region. Lineage: Eukaryota; Oomycota; Peronosporomycetes; Peronosporales; Peronosporaceae.